UAGGCUUGGGCGCCCAGGGCCAUUGUUUGGCAAGCCGCAAUUUUCAUGCCAGCAAACUUUCGUGAAUGUUGGGGGGCAGGCGAUCCUGCAUCAACACAUUAAAGUCUUACAUUGUUGAAUCAGGUCCGCAGCUGCUUCUUUACCGUACUUCUACAAACGAAGAACCAUCUCUUCCUUCUUGAAUUUCUCUCACGAAGCUUUCAGCAUCACCCUAGGGAGCUCUCCAUUCAGCCAAUUGCAUUCACCGGUGCGACUCGAGAUUGCUUUUCAAGCAAUCGGCGUGUCCAAAUCCAGAAACCUUGAGGCAAAUUGAUCUUGGAUUUUCGUACACAAACAAGCCGAGUUAAGAGCACCGACAGCCGCAUCUGCCGUUCAGCGACUGAAAAACUCAAAAGCAUUGGGCAGGGUUUCUGAAAAUCUCUCAGCUGCUCAAAUCCAAGACCGUCGCUUGGCCUAUUGGUGUCUGGCGGGAGCUCAAGGUGGCACCAUUGGCGCAGGCUGGAUGCGCAGCGAGGCCGCAUCUGGCCGCUGGAUACACAACCUGCGCAGGUUUGUUAUCCUCCGAUGCUGCUCACUGGACCAUUCAUGAUUCCAAAAUUGAUUGAGCAGCUGCAAUUGAGCAUCUCUUCACAAGCUGGACCUUCAGUGGGGCCGCUGAGCUGUCACUUUUCAUAGCCCUGCCCAAUGUGGUAGGGGGACUCUCCAGACUCUCGUAACUCAACGGGGGGUCCCAUGCCCCUGGCGGCACCAUGAAGGGUUACCCCUCAAAUGUGGACGUGCAGGCCCUCCCUGCCAAGCCGCGGAAGCCGCAGCAGGCGCACCGGACGUGGUUGCGGUUCGAUGCGGACGGUAGUGCGCUCGUGUUUGAGGCCGACAAACAUGAGAUCAUGCACCGGGCAGGGAUUCAUGCGCGCGACCUCCGCAUCCUGGAUCCGUUCCUGUCGUACCCCUCCACUAUUCUGGGGCGAGAGAAGGCCAUCGUGGUCAAUCUGGAGCACAUCAAGGCGAUCAUCACGGCGGAGGAGGUGCUCCUGCGGAACGGCCAGGAGGAGGCGAUGGUGCCCCUGGUGGAGGAGUUCAAGCGGCGGCUGAACAUAGGCGGGAUCGGCAGCGACUACGACAGCGACACAAACAGGGCCAACGCCAGCCCGCCCCAAGCAGGGCCCGGCCACGAGAGAGCACCUGCGGACGAUGCAGAGUUGCUGCCGUUCGAGUUCCGGGCCUUGGAGGUCGCUCUCGAGGCCGCGUGCAGCUUUUUAGACGCGCGGACAACGGAGCUGGAGUCCGAAGCAUAUCCCGUCCUGGAUGAGCUCACCAACAAGGUCAGCAGCCUGAACCUGGAGAAGGUGCGGAGGAUGAAGAGUCGGAUGACGCGCCUCUCAACACGAGUCCAUAAGGUGCGCGACGAGCUGGAGCAGCUGCUGGACGACGACGACGACAUGGCGGAGCUGUACCUGUCCCGCAAGCAGGCCUUCAACUUCAGCGCGCUCUCGUCCCCGCGCUCGCCGCACUCGCCGUCGCUCGCGGCCGCGGACGCGUUCAGCGCGAGCGUCGCGUCGAAGACGUACGCGCCGCGCACGGCCACGCACACGACGCGCAGCACGGGCGAGGGGGCGGAGGACGUGGAGGAGCUGGAGAUGCUGCUGGAGGUGUACUACUCGCAGAUCGACGUCACGCUCAACAAGCUCAACACGCUGCGGGAAUACAUCGACGAUACGGAGGACUACGUGAACAUCCAGUUGGAUCACGUACGAAACCAGCUUAUCCGGGUCGAAAUGAUCAUGAGUGUGACGACCGCCCUCAUGGCAAUUGCAUCAGCGGUCGCGGGCACCUUCGGAAUGAAUAUCCCGUUCACGUACAACGAACAGGGACCCGCUUUUAAAUGGGUUGUCAUCAUCACAACGCUCUGUUGCAUUGCGCUCUUUGCGGCCGUCAUGGCGUGGCUCCGGUACAAGCGGUUGAUCGGUGUUUAGAAUCAGCCCCUCCCUGCUUUCACGCACUCUUAGUUAUGACCUGCGAUCCCGCUGGCCGCCUUUAGAAAAAGCAUCCAGAAGAAAGUGCGCCACGAAUCACUGCAGGCAAGCAUGCGCGCCCUUGCUAAUCAGCUAUACCAUCAUGUUAGUUAGUCAGCUCUGAGUCUCAGAGCAGAACGGACUCUGGAGAGUGAAACUGUCAAACUGUGCUUAGACGGGGUUUCAUCUGCCUGGAUAACCUUACCCGAAAAAAAGAUCAAGCUUAUUACGUUUGGCGCUUCGUUCAUGCACCCGGGG
Molecule: messenger RNA, 2270 nt
Organism: Klebsormidium nitens
Lineage: Eukaryota; Viridiplantae; Streptophyta; Klebsormidiophyceae; Klebsormidiales; Klebsormidiaceae
Source: the annotation of a GenBank genome assembly